UGAAUAACUCGUAAUGCAUUGAUAGAAGACUUUUAGCCCUGUGCGCACAACCAGUGCACAUUCGUAUCCAUUGUCUCCCAGGAUAUGCGACCGGCUUUCAUCUAAAUAUUCGGAGCCACAACAACUUGGUAAAUGUCGUGGGAGUGGAGUGACAUAUAUUCCCAUCCCUUAUGGAUGAUUUCAACUGUGAUAUUGUUCGUCGUAGUGCGCGCGCAACGGAGAGGUUCGUGGGACCCGCGCGCUUGUCCGGUAAAGUUAAAGGGGAAAACUGCUAUCGUCACGGGUGCCAAUACAGGAAUUGGCAAGUUCAUUGCCCUGGACUUUGCCCGGCGUGGGGCGCGGGUGUUCCUGGCAUGCCGGAGCGAGGCUCGUGGUUCAGCAGCUUUGCAGGAAAUCAUUAAAAGUAGUGGGAACCAGAAUGUUCAUCUGCGUCUGGUUGACACAUCAUCACUUGAAUCUGUAAGGAAGUUUGCUGCUCAGAUCUUGGAGGAAGAGAAGGAAUUGCACAUUCUGGUCAAUAAUGCCGGAGCUUCAGGCCUUCCAAAAGAUAUCACAGCUGAUGGGUUGGAUAUCACAUUUGCAACCAACCACAUUGGGCCAUUCCUACUUACCCAUUUGCUUUUAGACCUACUGAAAAAAUCAGCCCCUGCUCGCAUUGUAAAUAUUGCUUCUGUGAAUCACUGGAGAGGUGAAGUGGACUUCUCUCAUUUCCGUGGGGAGAACUUAACUUAUGUGAUGGAUAGUGCCUAUAAUCACACUAAGUUACACAAUGUCAUUUGGACAAAUGAGUUGGCACGCAGGCUUCAGGGCACAGGUGUCACAGCAAACUCUUUGCAUCCUGGUGUAGUUAUGACAGAAGUCAUGAGAAACUAUAACUUUAUUGUCCGAUUCCUCUUCAACAUGGUUGGAUUUUUCUUCUUUAAAAGCUCUGAAGAGGGAGCAGUCAGCCCACUAUACUGCUCUGUGUCAGAAGAAGCAGAAGGAAUAACUGGGAAGUAUUUUAAUAGUGACUGUUCCAUAACUUUACCUGCUCCUCCUGCCAGAGAUCCGGCUAUAGGAGUGAAAGAAUAUGAGAUCUGUGAGAGACUGACAUCUACAUCUUAAUUCCAUCAGACAUAAAAGAGACAAUUCCUGAAUUCUUUCAUCAUUUAUCCACCCACAUGUUGCUUUAGACCCAUAGAAAAAUAUGGUCAAAAUAUGGUCCCACACUGUGCAAAGUUGAAUCAACUUAAAAUAUAUCAUAUAUAAAAUAUAAGAAAUAAUUUUUAGGUGUUACCAAUUAUAUACAUGUACUGUAUAUAUAUAUUUCAAAGACGCGUCCAUUCUGUUACUUUUCUUUUAUCUGUUUAAUAUGCACAAUAUUAUCAAUUCUGUGUUGCGUCCUUGUCGCUUUUCAGAGAUUUUUGCCGUUUUGAUAGUGUUUUGAUCGUGUUACAUUACUUUAUUCUGACGUCAUCAGCGUCUGAGCGAGCUCACGAGCUUUGCUGUUGCUGCUGCAUUGGCUAUCUGAGGAAUUAAAACGUGUAAGAUACGCUCACAUCAUUUCCAGACCUCAGUACGGUAAUGUGCAGGUAACCUCGUCUGUGUAGAAAAUAUAUGGUUUAAAAUGUGACCGUCUCGACGUUAUAUAGAAGAGAUUUCUAGAUUCAUAUUCUUGGUACAACGCCAAAGUUCGCCAGAGUUCACGGGGGCGCGGAAUCACACAUGCUCACAUAUGAGGUAAAAUUUUAUGCAAAGAUCCGUUCCUCCAAUAAUUUUAUCUAAACAUAUUUUUUAAAAUCAUUAUUGAACUUUAAAAUCAAUCACGUGGCUAUAGUUUAUGUAAUUUUUGUGUUUAUAUACUUAAAGGAAUAGUCUACUCAUUUUCAAUAAUAAACUAUGUUAUUACCUUAACUAAGAAUUGUUGAUACAUCCCUCUGUCAUCUGUGUGCGUGCACGUAAGCGCUGGAGCGCGCUGCGACACUUCGAUAGCAUUUAGCUUAGCCCCAUUCAUUCAAUGGUAUCAAACAGAGAUAAAGUUAGAAGUGACCAAACACACCAACGUUUUUCCUAUUUAAGACGAGUAGUUAUACGAGCAAGUUUGGUGGUACAAAAUAAAACGUAGCGCUUUUCUAAGCGGAUUUAAAAGAGGAACUAUACUGUAUGGCGUAAUAGCACUAAUGGGAGUACUUCGACUCGGCGCAGUAACACCCUCCCUCUCCCAUUAUGAGAGGGAGAAGGGGAGCGGACUUUUCAGGCGAGUCGAAGUUAAGGUAAUAACAUAGAUUAAUAUUGAAAAUUAGUAGACUAUUCCUUUAAUGGAUUUAAAAUUACAUUAAUUUCAUAUGAUAAUGCAGUUGUUGUGUAAAAUGAAUUAAUGAGACGAUUAAACAACUCAUUAAACAAAACGUAAAUAAACAAAACAUGCCGUUUCAGAUGUAAAUAUGAUGCCAAUAUGUCAUUGUUCCAAUUGAAUAGUAUUUGAUAUAAAAGUUAGUCAACACUUUUAUUUUUGAGGUUUUUGCAGGGGCGCUCAGAUUGUUAGAAAUGUAGGUGCCAAGGAAGAGACUGAAAGCUCUAUAAUAUAUUUGGUUUGAUGUCUGUGUAUGCACAAAUUUCUGUGAGCUGUGCACACUGUGCCCCUUUAAAUAAAAUUGGUGCAUGACGACCCAGGUCCUAAUACAUACCUUUGAAGUACUAAUAUGUACCAAAGCGUUACUAAAAUAAUCUCUUUUGGGGCGCUUUCCCGGACAGGGCUUAUCAGUCCCAGACUAAAAUGCAUGUUUGAGCUGCCUUAAUUUCAAAACACCUUACUGACAUGUCUUAACAUAUACCAGGGCCCUUGUUUUGUCUCAACUGCAUUGUUUAUUGUAAGGUUUGCUUGUAAAAACGACUUACAGUACUGUGCAAAAGUCUUAAGCCACCACCACCAGACUUGUUGUUUUAGAAGUUUUAAUUUCCAUUCAUAUUUGCUUUUCAUUUUAUUUUAUUAAGAUACAAACAGAAAAUACAGGAAAUAUGUACAAAAAAUAAAAAAUUAAAUUUUUACAGCUAAAUGUCCUUUUUAGGCAUCGUCUGUGUUUAGUGUGACCUCUCUUGGCACUAAACACAUCUUGAGCGUUUUUGAGCAGAAUGAAGUACAAAGACUAAUUUCUUUACAAUUAUAAAUUAGGAUUUCAUUUUAUUUAGGUUAAAGAGAUCCUGCAGUUGCUAUUGCUCAAGUGGAAGGGGAGUUUACCCUAAAAACCUGACACAUCUGUUUACAUUUUCAUAGUUUUAAUACUAUAAAUUUCCUGUAUUUUCUGGAUGUAGUCUAUUAAAGAGACUGAGAAACGAUUAAAUAUGAUCACUAUAACAUUGAAAUAAGAGCGGCAAUCAAACAACUGAAAACCAGCAAGGCUGCUGGCCCUGACAAUAUUCCACCUGAAGCCCUUAAAACUGAUAUAAAUACAUCUACAGACAUGCUCUACAGCCUCUUUGGGAGAAUUUGGGAGGAGGAGAAGACACCCACAGAAUGGGCAGAGGGGCACAUAGUGAAACUACCAAAAAAGGGUGACCUAAGGAAGUGCAACAACUACAGAGGGAUUACACUACUUUCAGUGCCCAGUAAGGUCUUUAAUCGGGUCAUCCUCAAUCGCCUUCAGGAAAUUGUAGACAAGAAGCUCCGGGACCAGCAAGCAGGAUUCAUGAAAGACCGCUCAUGCACAGAUCACAUAGCAACACUACGCAUUAUCAUUGAACAGUCUAUUGAAUGGAACACGUCCCUGUAUAUGAACUUCAUUGACUUUGAAAAAGCAUUUGAUAGCUUAGACCGGACAACACUAUGGCAACUAAUGGAAUACUAUGGAAUCCCCACCAAGAUCAUAAACCUUAUUAAGAACUCGUAUGAUGGCACUGUAUGUAAAGUUAUGCAUGCAGGCCAGCUUUCCCAAAGCUUCGAGGUCAAGACGGGUGUCAAACAGGGAUGUCUUCUCUCACCAUUCCUCUUCCUUCUUGCAAUUGAUUGGACCAUGAGGGAAACAACUGAGGGGAAGAGAAAUGGAAUUCAGUGGACAAUGUGGGAGCAGCUGGAUGAUCUGGAAUUUGCGGAUGAUAUAGUUCUCCUCUCACAUACACAGACACAAAUGCAAGAGAAGACAGACAGACUUUCACAAACUGCAAUAAAACUUGGUCUCACUCCUAAUACAACAAAAACACAAGUGAUUAAGAUCCACUCUAAAAAUAGACAUCCCAUUUACCUGAACAGCACUCCCUUAAAGGAGGUAGAAGCCUUCACCUACCUAGGCAGUGUAGUGGACACCAACGGAGGGACAGAGGCAGAUAUCAGAAGCAGGAUUAACAAGGCCAGAGUGGUGUUUAACAUGCUCAGAAAGAUCUGGAGCUCAAAAAACAUCUCCACCAAUACUAAGAUAUGCAUCUUCAACUCCAACGUAAAACAGGUAAUGCUGUACGGAUCCGAAACAUGGAGAACAACCAAACACACAACACACAGGCUACAAACCUUCAUCAACACCUGCCUCAGAAGGAUAUUAAACAUCUGGUGGAAAGACAAAGUCAGCAAUGUGGACCUAUGGAAAAGGACAAGCCAAGACCCCAUAGACUUUCAAAUCCAAAAGAGGAAGUGGAGUUGGAUUGGACACACCCUAAGACAGCCUGCCACAAACAUCACUCGACAAGCCCUGAAAUGGAACCCCCAAGGGAAAAGGAAACAAGGUCGCCCCAGGAACAACUGGAGAAGAAGUGUAGAGGCAGAAAUGUUAAAGUGUGGGCUCAACUGGGGAGAGCUUGAGCGAAAAGCUAUAAACAGAGUGAAAUGGAGGAUAUUUGUCAAUGGCCUAUGCACCCACGAGGAGCUAAGGGCUUAAGAAGACUAUAACAUUGUAAAAACAACAAAUCUAAUUCUGGCAUGGUGGUCUAAGACUUUUGCACUUUUGCAAUGUCCUAAUAUAACUAAGGCCUACUCCUGGAUUAAUCUAAAGCUUGUUCUGAAAACCACCCCUUUAUGUGCAAAGGUGUACUUUUUGAAAGGGUACCACCAAAGUUACAGCUAGGGACCACUUUUA
Molecule: messenger RNA, 5042 nt
Organism: Paramisgurnus dabryanus
Lineage: Eukaryota; Metazoa; Chordata; Actinopteri; Cypriniformes; Cobitidae
Product: retinol dehydrogenase 12
Source: RefSeq, a predicted model, not a curated record